GCGGGGCCGGGCUCUGGGGGGCUCUGGGUAACCCCGCCCCGCCAGGCGGGAGGAAUCGAAUCGUCGGCCGCCGUGCGCGGGAAGUUUGAAAGGGGCGGCCAUGGAGCCGCUGCCGCUGCAGGAGAAGGGCGAGGGGGUGUCGAAGGUGGACGUUGACUUGCUACUUCGGCUGAGGGACCAGAUGAAGCAGCAGUUCAAGGAGUGCAGCGCUGCCGUCGGUGCCACCAGUCAAGAAACUGACCUUUUUCACAUCACUGAGGAAGGCAGUGCUACACAAGGUCUGGCAAGAUUUUGGCAAGAUUUUCCUUCACAGAAGAUUUUGGGAAAGGAUGUCGAGGCAAAAAGAAUCUCUUUCCAGAACAAGACAUUAGCAUUGCAAAGGAUCCAAGUUGCACUUGCCCUGAAAAACAAAUUGAAGGAAAAUGAUAAUGACUCACGACUGAUCAUGAAAAUGAUGGAAGACACAGUAAGGCUCAGCAAGGCAGUGGCUGAAUGUCAGCAGCAAGUACGUGAGAAGGAACAGAAAUUGAAUGACAUUAAAAGGAAAAGACUCUCACUAAAAAAAGUGGAAGGGAAGAAGCUACAGCAGAUCCGUACCAUGAUGGAAGAACAAAAGGAGAAACAAGCAAAUAUGAAAGUCAGCAAAAAACUGGAGGAGAAACGUAAACGCUUACAAAAGGAGAUACAGUUGACUACAGUAAUUCAAAACAUAUUCCAGAGUAUCAUAUUUGGAAGCGGAGUUAACUGGGCAGAAGAUCCAUCUUUAAAGGAAGUUGUUCUAAAGCUUGAAAAAAAUGUCUGUUUUCUGUGAGUCGGGAGAAACGGUGUUUAAUUUUAUACAUAACUAAACUUAAUAGCCACAUAACUCUUUGAAGUGAGAUCUAAUUCCUGGUACACAGCAAGUGUUUGGGCAGGCAAUGUAGCUGAUGAAACAACCUAGCUUGAGCUCUCAUUUCAUUCUGGAAGGCAGCAAUAACACAAGAAAUAAGAAUACUUUUUUUAUAUUUCAAGUUUUUGUGUAAAAGUGGGCUUAUGCCACAGCUGUGCCGUUCCUGCCCUGUUCCCCUGGGCACCAGCAGGCUGCAGAGCUCUGACCAGCGGGAUGCGUGACCCUGCCCUGCCGCUGUGGAAAGCCCAAACUUAAAAACUUAGUUGAGUCAGUCUUGGGUUUUUACGUUGUUUGUUUGGGGUUUUUUUGGGGGGGUGUUUCCCAAUUUUAACAUUAUGUAUGACGUUAAGCACCAAAAAGUUCAUCCUUUUAAUUGUAAGAGUCAUUUGUGGCUGUGCUAUGUGCUGAUGCAUUAAGGAGGGAGCUCCCAGCAGUGGGGUGCGGCCUGCAGAGGGCAUCCCACCUAGCAAAGUAGCAGCCUGAGGGAAAACGCAGGUGAGGUGACUUCAUGCUAGCGACACCCUUCAGCCGAAGCAGCGCUUUAAAUGUGUUUUUUAACGGACCAUCAUCGCACGUUUGGUUCGUAUGUUAAGAAUAUGGUAACUUUUAACCCUGCUAAGCGAACAGCAGCUUUUAGCGUGUUGGUUGUGUUUGCUUGUUUGUUUGUUUUAAUCCAAUAAAAAUCGACUGCCGGCUUUGGUGUGGGGGUCGGUCUGUCGUCGUGCUUG
Messenger RNA from Apus apus (common swift), 1617 nucleotides. RefSeq names its product centromere protein H (gene CENPH). Gene Ontology annotation, biological process: mitotic spindle organization; chromosome segregation; kinetochore assembly. Gene Ontology annotation, cellular component: nucleus; kinetochore. The transcript is spliced from 9 exons. The record is from RefSeq and is a predicted model, not a curated record. Lineage: Eukaryota; Metazoa; Chordata; Aves; Apodiformes; Apodidae. The coding region runs from base 101 to 811 and encodes 236 amino acids. Gene Ontology annotation, molecular function: kinetochore binding.